Messenger RNA from Closterium sp. NIES-65, 1602 nucleotides. The record is from the annotation of a GenBank genome assembly. NCBI's taxonomy places the organism in Eukaryota, Viridiplantae, Streptophyta, Zygnematophyceae, Desmidiales, Closteriaceae.
AUGGCAAAAUUCAUCCAUCCCCCGUUUCUAGCUGUAUUGGUUAUGCUCGUCUGCCUCUCAAUGCUUCCUCCCGCAUUCGCCGCUGGGCCGGUGCGCAUCGCUCGCACGCUACAGGCUCAAGACGUAUACACUGGACAGCGACAGCUGCGCCGCGACCGUGCGCGAAAACUGACCGACGUCAACAAUAGCGGCUCUCAGCCUCCCCUGCACAUGUUUGAAACGAAAUCCAUCUUCGACAAGGAGCGACGCGGGGAGUUCUCGGAGGAACAGCGCGAGCAGGUGGGCGGCGCCGCGGCGUCGUCCGCCAUUCCCAUUCAAUACCACGGUGGACCCGUGAUGAGCGGCGAGACGCUGAACGUGUACUUAAUCUACUAUGGCUUCUGGCCCGCGGGAAUCGGGCAGGAUGUGAUCGAGAAUUUCAUACAAUCGCUGAGCCUAGGAAGCUCCGAUGAGCAGGGGGGACCCGGGGAUCCGAAAGUAGUCUACGACCACGGGUCUCAUGGGAAGAGAUUAGGCGGCAAAACUCCCUGGAGAGUUGUCAUGAGCAACAUUGGUGAUGGAAGACCGUUCCCCUACGAUGCCAAUGGCAUCUACCUGAUUCUCGCCGGCAAUAACGUGGAAAUUCCUGGCUUUUGCAAAAGCUUUUGCGCGUGGCACGCGAUGCAUCUUCUCAAUUGGAAGCCUGUCGCCUAUUCGCUCGUGGGUCAUCACGGAUUGUGCCCAACAAGCUGCGGGGUGCAGCAGACUUCGCCCAACGGAAAGCCCUGGCUCGACGCGAUGGUUUCGGCGAUCGCUCACGAGAUCGCGGAAGUUGCGACGAAUCCUGAUGCUCGGAGCGGCUGGUUCGAUGCUCACCAGAGGGAAGGCGCUGAUAAGUGCAGCUACCACUACGGAGUUACGCAAACAACAAAGAAUGAAAAGGGCGAGGAUUCAGAGUACAAUCUGGUGGGGCUCAACAACAUGAAGUUUCUGGUGCAGCAGAACUGGGAUCUCUCGACCUGGUCCUGGGCGGAGAAAAUGGACAGAGCGGGAGAAAUUAGCGAUUCGCUUCCCCCGCCCGUCGCCUUCGCUUUCUCCGCCCGCCCUCGCGUUCCACGCCCGCCGCCCUCGCUUUCCCCGCCUACCACCCUCGCCUCGCGGGUCGCAAUCGCCGCCUCGCCGCCCGUCGCCCUCGCUUCCUCCGCCCGUCGACCUUGCUUUCCCCCUCUCGUCGAUCUCGUUUUCCCCCUCCAGUCGACUUGCUUUCCCUCUCCCGUCGACUUUGCUUUCCCCCUCCCGUCGACCUUGCUUUCCCCCUCCCGUCGACCUUGCUUUCCCCCUCCUGUCGACCUUGCUUUCCCCCUCCCGUCGCCCUCGUUUCUCCUCCCCAUCACUCGCCCAGUCGACCUCUCCUCCCUGUCCUGUCGCCGCGUCAACAUCGCUCUCAUUCCCGCGGCCAACAGUUCGUCGAGCUUCCAUCUUAUUCGCCCUCUCUUCCUUUCCCUGUCGCCCAUGCCCAUUCCCCUCUCCCGCGCCGACGCCCUGGUUUUUCAACCCGCCCUAGUUUCUCCCCCUGAUUGCGCUCAGUUUCCCCCCCUGAUUGCGCUCAGUUUCCCCCCCUGA